Molecule: messenger RNA, 910 nt
Organism: Drosophila obscura
Lineage: Eukaryota; Metazoa; Arthropoda; Insecta; Diptera; Drosophilidae
Product: protein swallow-like
Exons: 2
Coding region: 176-811 (211 amino acids)
Source: RefSeq, a predicted model, not a curated record
AUGUUAAUAUAUUAAUCCCACAAUCCCUUGAACGAAAUACACUUCGGGGACAGAGCCAUAUACAGCUUCAGCUACAGUAGCUUUCGGGUUAAAGCUGCGGCUGCAUACAGUGGUCUUUCCUUCGUGCCAGUAGUCUGCGGUGUCGCGUUAAUUAAAGUGACUUGAUCGUAUAAUCAUGAGCCUGCCCAGGUACGUUCAUUCGUCGAAAACAAUACAACGAUUCAAGCACGUGCCCAGCAAAGUGGCACAGGGCAUAGCCGAGCAUCAGGCUAUGGACAAGAAGCGUCGCAGUUUGAGCAAUAAGAAUGAGUGCCACAACUCCAUGCCACACAGUGGCGCAAUAGAGAGCGGCGCCUGUGCUCCCGUGGGCCGCGAUCAGAGCGAAGCGGACAUCCAAGCCGAGGGGGACCAGCAGCGUCGCCGUCCGAUAGGUAACGUCUGUGGCCCCAGUUCCAUGCUGGAGUACCUGACGCCCAGAGAGCGCGGUCGCGACUUCUGGGUGGGCGAGGUGCAUAACCUCGACGAGUCACUGGCUGGCAGCAAUGGGCGCAGCUACGACCGUUUGAUCAUCGAGAAUGACCGCCUGCUCAAAGAGAAUGAGCGCUUGAGGAAUGAAAAGGUGCGCCUGGUGGCCGAUAAACUGAGCGCGCAGGAAUUCAUCAAUUAUCUGCAGGCCAAGCUGGACGAGAAUACAAUAGAGACGAUGCACAUGAAGCGCAGUUUGAUCACCAUUCGCCAAAGAAUGGACACCAAGAGGAAACACGAGCGCGACACUCCACAACCAGCAAGCGUCCCAAAGGCACAGUGGUGAGGAUCUGCCACAAUUUUCGUCUUGCUUUCGUUUUAUUUAUUGUAGCGAAAUUUGAUAUGUUAUGUUGGGUGUGUAAUAAAAUACGUACAUGUACAUAUA